Messenger RNA from Lepus europaeus (European hare), 2708 nucleotides. RefSeq names its product procollagen-lysine,2-oxoglutarate 5-dioxygenase 3 (gene PLOD3). Gene Ontology annotation, cellular component: endoplasmic reticulum. The coding region runs from base 197 to 2425 and encodes 742 amino acids. The transcript is spliced from 19 exons. Lineage: Eukaryota; Metazoa; Chordata; Mammalia; Lagomorpha; Leporidae. Gene Ontology annotation, molecular function: procollagen glucosyltransferase activity; iron ion binding; L-ascorbic acid binding. The record is from RefSeq and is a predicted model, not a curated record. Gene Ontology annotation, biological process: peptidyl-lysine hydroxylation.
GUCCAGCGGGCCGCGCGCCCGCGCCCGGGCACAAUCCUUGCCUUGUCCGCGGCGCCGGCGUCUCGACGUUUCCGCAGCCUCGGGUUACGUCUUCGCUCCAGGGCGGAGCCCCAGCCCGGCGUCGCUGCGGCCCGGCUUCCUCAGGACUUGGAAGCCAGGCGCGCAGCCCAGCCCCGCGUGGGCCCCGCUCCCCGUCAUGGCCUCCUCCGGCCCGGGCCUCCGGCUCCUGCUGUCCCUGCUGCUGCUGCUGCUGCCGCCGCUCUCGCCCGCUGCUUCAGCCUCCGAGCGGCCCCGGGGCGGCAAACCGCUCAACCCAGAGAAGCUGCUGGUCAUCACCGUGGCCACAGCCGAGACCGAGGGCUACCGGCGGUUCCUGCGCUCUGCGGAGGUCUUCAACUACACCGUGCGGACCCUGGGCCUGGGACAGGAGUGGCGAGGGGGCGAUGUGGCCCGCACAGUGGGCGGAGGACAGAAGGUGCGGUGGCUGAAGAAGGAGAUGGAGAAGUACGCAGACCGGGAGGACAUGGUCGUCAUGUUCGUGGACAGCUACGACGUGAUCCUGGCAGGCAGCCCCUCCGAGCUGCUGAAGAAGUUUGUCCAGAGCGGCAGCCGCCUGCUGUUCUCGGCAGAGAGCUUUUGCUGGCCCGAGUGGGGGCUGGCGGAGCAGUACCCGGAGGUGGGCACGGGGAAGCGCUUCCUCAACUCUGGUGGCUUCAUCGGCUUCGCCCCCACCAUCCACCAGCUCGUGAGGCAGUGGAAGUACAAGGACCAUGAUGAUGACCAGCUGUUCUACACGCGCCUCUACCUGGACCCGGGGCUGAGGGAAAAACUGAAGCUCAAUUUGGACCACAAGUCCCGCAUCUUCCAGAACCUCAAUGGGGCUUUGGAUGAGGUGGUGCUGAAGUUCGACCGGAACCGCGUGCGCAUCCGGAACGUGGCGUACGACACGCUCCCCGUCGUGGUCCACGGCAAUGGCCCCACCAAGCUCCCACUGAACUACCUGGGAAACUACGUCCCCAAGGGCUGGACGCCCGAGGGAGGCUGUGGGUUCUGCGACCAGGACCGGAGGCCACUCCCGGGGGGGCAGCCUCCCCCCCGGGUGCUCCUGGCCGUGUUUGUGGAGCAGCCCACCCCGUUCCUGCCUCGUUUCCUCCAGCGGCUGCUGCUUCUGGACUACCCGCUGGACAGGGUCACCCUCUUCUUGCACAACAACGAGGUGUACCACGAGCCCCACGUGGCAGACGCCUGGCCACAGCUGCAGAACCGCUUUGCGGCCGUGAGGCUGGUGGGGCCGGAGGAGGCCCUGAGUCCUGGCGAGGCCAGGGACAUGGCCAUGGACAGCUGUCGGCAGGACCCCGAGUGCGACUUCUACUUCAGCCUGGACGCCGACGUGGUCCUCACCAACCGGCAGACCCUGCGCCUCCUCAUCGAGGAGAACAGGAAGGUGAUCGCGCCCAUGCUGUCCCGCCACGGCAAGCUCUGGUCCAACUUUUGGGGGGCCCUGAGCCCCGACGAGUACUACGCCCGCUCCGAGGACUACGUAGAACUGGUGCAGCGGAAGCGAGUGGGCGUGUGGAACGUGCCCUACAUAGCCCAGGCCUACGUGAUCCGCGGGGAGACCCUGCGGACCGAGCUGCCCCAGCGAGAGGUGUUCUCGAGCAGCAACACCGACCCGGACAUGGCCUUCUGUAAGAGCCUGCGUGACCAGGGCAUCUUCCUGCACCUCAGCAACCAGCACGAGUUUGGCCGCCUCCUGGCCACGUCCCGCUACGACACGGACCACCUGCACCCCGACCUGUGGCAGAUCUUCGACAACCCCGUGGACUGGAAGGAGCAGUACAUCCAUGAGAACUAUAGCAGGGCCCUGGAAGGGGACGGGAUGGUGGAGCAGCCGUGCCCGGAUGUCUACUGGUUCCCGCUGCUGUCAGAGCAGAUGUGUGACGAGCUGGUGGAAGAGAUGGAGCACUACGGCCAGUGGUCAGGAGGCCGGCAUGAGGAUUCAAGGCUGGCCGGAGGCUACGAGAAUGUGCCCACCGUGGACAUCCACAUGAAGCAGGUGGGCUACGAGGACCAGUGGCUGCAGCUGCUGAGGACGUACGUGGGCCCCAUGACCGAGAGCCUGUUUCCGGGCUACCACACCAAGGCCCGGGCGGUGAUGAACUUCGUGGUUCGCUAUCGGCCAGAUGAGCAACCCUCUCUGCGGCCACAUCACGACUCCUCCACCUUCACCCUCAACGUAGCCCUCAACCACAAGGGCCUGGACUACGAGGGUGGCGGCUGCCGCUUCCUGCGCUACGACUGCGUGAUCUCGGCCCCGCGGAAGGGCUGGGGGCUCCUGCACCCCGGCCGCCUCACCCACUACCACGAGGGGCUGCCCACCACUCGGGGCACCCGCUAUAUCAUGGUGUCCUUUGUCGACCCCUGACACGCGACCACUGUGCCAAACCUUCACUGCCAUGGUGCCUUCUCAGGGGAGCCCCAGCCCCAGCCCCAGCCCCGGAAAGGGGCGGCCGCCGGUCUCCCCAUGUCCUGAAUGUGUGCUGAGCGUGCCUGGGACUGAUCAUGUUGUGCACCCACCCACCCCCACCCUGCCCAGACACAGCCCCCUCCCUACAGCCCGCAAGGGCUCCUGGGGAAAAGGGUCUCCCGGGGGUGCCCUGGGUGAUAAAUUAUUGAGACUGCUCCCUCCCACUAAAGGAGGAUUUGUA